GUACCAUAGAAAUAUGAAUUAAAACACAGUGCUGAGUUAAAAUUGAUUUAUAGGAUAUACAAUUACAAUAAUGCCUUUGUAAUAACCAAAUAACAUCAACCAUAAAUGGAACAUCAAUCUGAUAUGGGGGCAUAUGGAGAGAAUCCUAAUGUUCAGAAUUCCGGAAAUUAUAUUACAAUAAUUCCCGUGGAUUAUUCAAGAAGAGGAUAUCCAAUGCAAGCAGAAUACCAAUACAACGAAUUUAGGUCACGAGAAGAAUACUACAGCGUUCAAAGCCAGAAGCUGCAGGCUGAAGUAAACGCACAUCUUUACUCUGUGUCCCAGAGGCUUCCUCAUUUAUCAUACAGUCCCUUAGGUAGACAUAAUGAGUGGGACAAACAUGACACUCACAAGCCGCUGCAACCCGAUUCCAAAGAGAGUAACAGUUCGGACUCGCUGGAGAAAAGUGUUAUGGGAUCAAACUUAAGCAGUUGCUCUAACCAGACUGGAUCCAGCAGUAUAGCCGCAGGAUCAUUCAGCACAACGGAACCUAUAACCAGUGGAGGCAGCUCUUCUAGCGCAAUCUCACCUCCGCUUCCAGGAUCAUCAGGCAGCACAACCUCCUCCUCCACCGUAUCCUCGAACCCCGUGACGUGCGUGUACAUCAUGUCCCGCAUCGCGAUCAUGGUCGAGAUGAGUUCCGAGGAAGUGCCUUCGUGCGUUACUGCAUCUCGGUUCUUGAAUGCUGUGUUGGCGACGGAAGAGUUAGGCAUGACGCAAGCGAGUACCAGGAGUUUGGCUGCGAGCGUGUUUGCGUUGUGGAUGUGCAGUCCGCUUUUAGAAAUCCAAUUGAAGCCCCACCACUGUCCCUGGCGGCUAUGGGCCAGCUGGCAGAAACUUCUCCAACGAUACGGCCACGGCUCCGAGUCACGCCGCAGCAAAGACCAGCCCGUUCUCAGGUUGCAGCGAAAUGUGUUCUUUCCCAAGCAUUUGGAGGAAGGGAUCAAAGAUUCCCGUAUCCAAGAGUUGCUAUACGAAGAAGCUCGUCACAACGUAGUAACAGGUCGAUAUCCACUUGAAAGUGCCCAGGCUGUCAUGCUGGGAGGUUUGCAAGCGCGCAUUCAGCUCGGACCUUAUGACCCUCAUACACACACUGCUAACUUCUUCAGGGAAAACCAAGACAAAUACCUGCCGAAGCACGCGCGCUCAGGACGGUGGGCGCAACUCUUGCCAGCCGGCCGUAAAGGCAGUCCCGAGGCCAAGCUCCUCGAGCAGGCUCAGAGGCCACCAGCCGCGCCACCGAGGAAACUGCGCCACAAGUAUUUGGCGCAUUGUCGGACAACGCCUACAUAUGGGGCGGCGUUUUUCCAAGGGCAGAUAGAGCAGCCGGUCCGCAGCCUCACGAGUCUGCUUACUCACGAAGACAUCCCAGUGUUGGUGGCCGUCAACGCUAACGGCGUUUACGUUAUUGACGAUACUGAGAGUACGGUGCUAUUGGGCCUUCUCUACGAAGAGCUGUCCUGGGAUAUCGGCUUGCCUUCGGAUGACAACGAAGAUUGCCUCCCAUGCCUGUUUCUGCAGUUCAUGGUCGUUGAGAAUGGGCUUCGGGUUUCUAAGAUAUUACAGGUAUUCUCAAAACAGGCGAUAAUGAUGGAUACGCUAAUAGAACACUUUGCUGGCGAGUACCGCAAACGGCUCGGCCAGGAGACUCCAAGUGAUCACGCCGCCAAUUAUGAAUACCAUUCCGACUCGGGCAGCAUAUCCCUCCCCCCGCUCUCGCGGCCGGACUCCCCGCAGCGGCGCCUGGCCAACAAGCUGUCCCGGCUGGCGCUCGCCACGCACGACGGCCGCGGCAACCUGCUCGGCGGCGCCGGCGACUGGAACGCCGCGCCGCACCACCCCAUGCCCUCCUGGAUCCUGCCCAAACACUAGUCCUACCUAAGUGUACCUAAUACUUAUAAAGUGCUGCGUCACACACAAGAACUAGCCAGGAAGGUCAGCAGAGGCAUAGUGUGGCCGUGCCUGACGUCACCAGAUAGUCAUACACAUACAACAUUAUGUUGACAGCGAUUAUGACAACAUCGAAGGUGCAAGUACAUAAAGGUCGCAGCAACUUGCUCGGCGGCGCCGGCGACUGGAACACCGCGCUCCACCACCCCAUGCCCUCCUGGAUGCACAAGCACUAAACUUGAAACGCAGGACUUUUUGUUCAAGUUCAGUAAUUGACCUACUGCGGACUCCCGAGAAAUGCUUCAGACCGCUGAGGUCCGUGGAGUAAAGUAACCAGGUAGGAAAUUGUUAAAUCUGCGCCACACACUCCACGAGGCAAAAACGUAAUGUGGCAACGUGACUCGUCACCGGCCAGUUCGACCACUAUACAGCCUUACCUACUUCCCACACGUAUCGCUGAAUGUCUGGCUGUAUUGCCUACAAGCUUGGAGAAAGUAGUUUAGGAACCCUUUAAAAUAAAAUACUUUAGUUAAGUAUUGACAUAACUUUAUUACUUGUAUAAUGAAUCUCAAUAAAAAUCUAACAAUAUCUAACAGUGUUUUAUUAAACCUAACUUAGCUGACAUUUAAGUAGCAAUACCGAAAAAAACUUGGUUCACGAAUAAUAUUUUGUAUAAAUCAUUAUAAUUGGCAUAAAGCCGAAUGAGAUCAAGAUUACAUAAUAAAACACAAUGGCGCUAUUUUUAACAAUUAUUAAAGUUUUUAUAAUAAAAACGUAUAAUUAGGUUUAAGUAAUAACUAGAUGAAUAACCCUUUACAGAACCAGUGAGCUACAACCUCGGCCUUGUCGUCACUUUCCAUCAGGUGCGAUUAACCCUUCGUCUGUGUCUGUCAAAAAACAAUUCUAUCUAUCUAUCUACUAAGCCCCUUUUUCCUGAAUUAGAGAAUGUCUCUUAGUUCAGUGUGCCGCUUGGCAAGGCCUCCUGUAGCUCUUUCCAUUGACGUCUAUCCUGGGCCACUCUUCUCCACUUCGAGCCCACUGUAAGCUUCAGUUCGUCCUCCCAUCUCAUUCGGGGUUUUUUCUGGCCCCUAGUACAACCUCUAGGGUACCAAUCCGUUAUGAUUUGGCUCCAUUUCUCCUGCUUGUCUCUGAGCAUAUGGCCGGUCCAUCUCCACUUCUGCUGGUCAAUUUUCAAUAGUAUGUCGGUUACUUUUGUUUUUUCCCUAAGGUCUUCGUUUCGAUAAAACAAUUAACUUUGAUAUAUUAUUUUAAAGUCCAACGCCUUAUGUUAGGAUCCUUAUCAAACACAGACGAAGGGUUGGUCAAUCACUGGCCAGUUUACAAAAAAAAAACCAGAUAACUAUAAAAUACGAUAACGUUAGUAUAAAAGCCACAGGAUUCAUGAGACCAUCAACAGCAGGGUCAUCGUAAUUAUAUCUUUUGUAAAUUGCUAAAUAGAUUUUGAAAUAUGUAGGUACAAAAAUGUGUACACAGGUAAGUAGUCUAGAGAAAAAAACAGCAUCAAAGUGGAAUACAAGUUAGUGGAAUGCAAGGUGACUACAUGAACUUAUUGAUGCUAAAAUCCACUUAAGCGAGAAUAAAUUUUUGGCCCCAGUCCAACCAAAAAUUGUCCACCUGUAUGACAAUGGCUUAGUACU
Molecule: messenger RNA, 3587 nt
Organism: Leguminivora glycinivorella
Lineage: Eukaryota; Metazoa; Arthropoda; Insecta; Lepidoptera; Tortricidae
Gene: Bili
Product: putative FERM domain-containing protein FRMD8P1
Exons: 11
Coding region: 106-1911 (601 amino acids)
Biological process (GO): negative regulation of canonical Wnt signaling pathway
Cellular component (GO): plasma membrane; cytoskeleton
Source: RefSeq, a predicted model, not a curated record